AUGCCCACCUUGAAGCCGAUCCUCCUCGUCUCAGGCCUAGGUAACGGCGUUGGGAUCGGAGGCGCCUGUGCGCGCUUAUUCUCCCUCGACGGUUAUCGCAUCGGCUUAAUCUCCCGACCGCGUCAAGACAUCCAUGAUCUCUGUACAGAGUUGAACGGAAAGGGAGGUGAGGCAAAGGUUUUCUCGGUAGAGGGUUAUGAUCAUGAGAAUUUGGAAAGGGUUUUUAAAGAGGUUCGGAAGGAGUGGCCGGGGAGUCGGUUGAAAACGGCGGUUUGGAAUACGAGUCAGUGGUGAGUUUUUCAUUUAUUUUUUACUUGAUCGGUGGUGGUGGGGCGGUUGUGGGAUGGAGGAGGAAAAGGGGACAAGGGGGUCUUCGAACAGAGCAAUCGGAAGACGAUCGAGUCUGAAAGGAAGAGUACUUGGGUCUGGAGGGAAGCUCCAGUGACCGAUCCCUAACAAAGACCACUCCCUCUUCUUGCCCCAAGGUCCAACAUCCCCUUCCUCGACAUCAAAGAAUCCGACAUCCGCGCCAGCACCCAAAUCAACAUCAUCUCCGCCACCGCGUUCGCGCAGCAUGCGGUCAGGAUGUUUCUUGAAAAACCGGCGUCGGAGGAGAAGGAGGAUGCUGUGGGAGGUGAGUUUGGGAAGUGGGAUUUGGGAGGAUGGGGGCUGAUGAGCUUUGCUGAAUUUGGUUUCAUCCAUUCCAAUUCGAUAGGCACGCUGAUUAUCACGGGUGCGACGAGCGCGACGAGAGGGGCGUUGGGUUUCGGCGCUUUCGCUGCGGGCAAAUCGGGGUAGGUUUUUUUCUCGUUUCGGAGCCAUUGACCUCGGAUAAGCAACCAGCACUCAUCAACUCAAUAUCUACCCACCGCAUGAUUUCCUCCAGUCUUCGGGCCCUAAGUCAAUCCAUCGCACGCGAAUUCGGACCCCAAGGUGUGCACGUCGCCUUCGUCAUCGUCGACGGUACCAUCAAAACCAAAGCGACAACCCGUCUAUUCUCCAAUCGUCAUGAACGAUCGCAAGAUGGAAAGAGUUGGUUGGACGAUGAGACGUUGGCCUUACAACCUGGAUCGAUCGCCAAAGCGUACAAGUAUUUGAACGAACAGGAUCCGAGCGCAUGGACGCUGGAGAUGGAUUUGAGACCCGCCAAGGAAAAGUUCUAA
Microbotryum saponariae is the source of this 1163-nucleotide messenger RNA. The record is from the annotation of a GenBank genome assembly. Lineage: Eukaryota; Fungi; Basidiomycota; Microbotryomycetes; Microbotryales; Microbotryaceae.